Prunus persica (peach) is the source of this 4999-nucleotide messenger RNA. RefSeq names its product flowering time control protein FPA. Gene Ontology annotation, molecular function: RNA binding. The coding region runs from base 185 to 3154 and encodes 989 amino acids. The record is from RefSeq and is a predicted model, not a curated record. NCBI's taxonomy places the organism in Eukaryota, Viridiplantae, Streptophyta, Magnoliopsida, Rosales, Rosaceae. The transcript is spliced from 6 exons.
UCUUCUCUCUGUGAUUAGAUAGAUACCUCCCCAAUUUAAUCAAAAUUUCUAGGGUUUCAUCAUAAAAAAUCUCCCAAACCCUAACCCAAAAACAUAUAUCCAGCAAUUACUCACUUUCCCCAUAUUCAAUCCAGUCGCGUCUAGGGUUUCAAUUCAGUUUUCAAUUCAAUUCAAAUCAAUCACAAUGGCGCCUGCUGCCAAACCGAGCAAGCAAGGCACAGACGAUUCGGAGACGCCGUCGAACAAUCUCUGGGUCGGGAACUUAGCGAGUGACGUCACCGACUCUGAGCUCAUGGACCUCUUUGCCCAGUACGGUGCGUUAGAUAGCGUCACCACCUACUCGUCGCGGAGCUACGGCUUCGUGUUCUUCAAGCGUGUGGAGGACUCUGCGGCGGCCAAGGAGUCAUUGCAAGGCGCCCUUCUGCGUGGAAAUCCCAUUAAGAUUGAGUUUGCUCGACCGGCAAAACCUUGCAAGAAUCUAUGGGUAGGUGGAAUUAGCCCAUCUGUUUCGAAGGAAGAACUAGAAGAAGAAUUUCUUAAGUUCGGAAAAGUGGAGGACUUCAAGUUCCUUAGAGACCGGAAUACUGCAUUUGUUGAAUAUUUUAGAUUGGAGGAUGCUUCCCAUGCAAUGAGAAACAUGAAUGGGAAGCGAUUGGGUGGUGACCAGAUACGUGUGGAUUUUCUUCGGUCACAACCCUCAAGAAGGGAACAGUGGCCUGACUACAGAGACGGACAGUUUCUGUCCAGAAACACGGGGCCCACUGAUUCUCAAAAAAGACAACAGUAUUCUCAAUCUGCUGGGGGACGAAAAGGUGACAGUCAACCGAGUAACGUUCUGUGGAUUGGCUAUCCGCCUUCUGUUCAGAUUGAUGAACAAAUGCUCCACAAUGCAAUGAUUUUGUUUGGUGAGAUUGAGAGGAUUAAAAGUUUUCCUUCAAGGCACUACUCCUUUGUCGAAUUCAGGAGUGUAGAUGAAGCUCGGCGUGCCAAGGAAGGGUUGCAGGGCAGGCUUUUCAAUGAUCCUCGGAUUACAAUUAUGUUCUCAAGCAGUGGGCUGGCCCCCGGUAAAGAUUACUCUGGCCCUUAUCCUGGAGGCAAAGGACCUAGAGCAGAUAUGUUAUUCAAUGAACAAUCUCUUCGGCCUUUACAGAUGGAUAUGUUCGGUCAUAACCGUCCAGUGAUGUCUAAUAACUAUCCGGGAGCUCUACCACCAAGUGGCAUUCUUGGACCAAAUGUCCCAAUGAGGCCUUUGGGUCCUCAAGGUAGGUUUGACCUUUCAGGCCCAGAACUUAAUGAUUUGGUGUCGAUUCAUAAUUAUCAAGACGGCAAUUCCAAGAACCUGAUGGGUCCAAACUGGAGGCGGCCAUCUCCUCCCGCACCUGGUGUCCUUUCUUCUCCUGCGCCUGGUAUUAGGCCACACACUAGAUCUGCAUCUAAUGCAUGGGAUGUGUUGGAUGUUAACCAAUUUCAAAGGGAAUCAAAACGAUCGAGGAUAGAUAGUCCUUUGUCCAUGGAGGACCCUCUGUAUCCAUUGAGAAAGAUGGAUGAUCAUGGAUUGGGGUUAGAUUCAUCUUAUGGAAUUGGUCCAGUAAUAGAUGGAGGUGCUUCUGGUCCAUCUAUGAAUGGCCAAGGGAUUAGUCCAGCUGGUGCAAGGGUUUCAGUUGGAGGGCCUCCUGAUAAUGAUUAUAUAUGGCGUGGAACUAUUGCCAAGGGUGGAACACCUGUUUGUCAUGCUCGCUGUGUCCCUAUAGGAAAAGGGAUAGGAAAUGAGCUCCCCGAAAUUGUUAAUUGUUCAGCCAGAACUGGACUGGAUAUGCUCACAAAACACUACGCUGAGGCCAUUGGGUUUGACAUCGUUUUCUUCUUGCCAGAUAGUGAAGAUGAUUUUGCUUCCUACACUGAAUUCCUUCGUUAUCUUGGUGCCAAAAAUCGUGCUGGUGUUGCCAAGUUUGAUGAUGGGAUGACCUUAUUUUUGGUACCUCCUUCAGAUUUCUUGAAGAAUGUUUUGAAAGUUGCAGGCCCUGAACGUCUGUAUGGUGUGGUUCUCAAGUUUCCACAACAAGUUCCUAGUACUGUUUCUAUGCACCAACAAAUGCAGCCCAUGCCACCUUCACAGUUCAUAGAUAGACAGCAGAUUCUUUCUUCACAAGCUGAGUAUAGUGCAAUCCCAUCGAAGGAGGAACAUAUUUUGCCAAUGGAUUAUAACAGGGUUUUGCAUGAGGACUCGAAGCUUUCUGCAAAACCACCAUUUCCACCUACUAGUGAGCCCUCUGGAGUGCAGCCCCAAGACUAUGCUUCUAGUAAUAGUGCUGCAGUAUCGCAAGCUGGAGUUACAUUAACUCCUGAACUUAUUGCCACUCUGGCGACUUUACUGCCUGGAAAUGCACAGUCGUCUGGUCCAGAAAGUGCUAAGAUAUCAGUAUCCUCAGCAGCUAGGCCUUCAUUUCCUACAUUUGCAACUAAUAAAGCAUCCUCUCCUGGAUGGAAACAAGAUCAACAAAUUUUUGAUCAUACCGGUAAUGCGUUGCAACAGUUAGGUAGUCAAUUUAAUCCGCAUGACCAAAAUCUUUCGCAGUACCAGCCACAUCCGCCUGUUCCAAACAGUUCAAACCACUCUAACCCACUGGUCCUCGGUAGCACCCAAUUCCCAGACUCUUCUGUCAGUCUGCCCCUACAUGCUGCAAGUUCAUCCAGACCUUUGAGUAAUUUUACGAUCCCUUCUCAAGGUGGACAAGUUACUGGAUCCUCGCAUCUCAACCAGCAGUAUCUGGCUGAAGCUCCUCUUGGAACUCAGAAAGGCUUUUUAGCACAUGGAACAGAUGCCUCUGGGUUGUACAGUUCACCUGUUUCUCAGCACCACAAUAAUUCUUUGACCUUUUCUGGUCAGACUUAUGGUGCUAAUUCACAGUCGCAGACCUUUGCCCCAUUAGUGUCUGAAAAGGUGAACACAGAAUACCCAAAUCAAAUGCAGCAGCUUCAGUCUGCACUUCUUGGUGCUGGUCAGAGCGCUCCAGAUGGUGAGGCUGACAAAAAUCACCGGUAUCAGUCUACGCUCCAAUUUGCUGCUAACCUCCUCCUCCAAUUACAGCAGCAACAACAGCAGCAGCAGCAAAUGGGUAGUCAAUCCGGGCGAGGAUCGGGAAGUCAACAGUGACAAUUAUUACUCCAUAUAGGCUGUUUCUGAAGUUGAAAUGCAUCGUACAACUGGACUCUUGCUUUGUAGAGUUACCAAAGUUCUCCACCUGCUCUGAACCAGGUAUUUUGGCGAUUCUGUUUUCCAAGUGUGGUUCCUAAUAUUUCGAACCAGGGCUACCCCCAACAUAAUGCGUACGAGGAGCGUAUCACAUUACCAUACCCAUUCCAGUAUCCGAGUAAUCCGGGUACAUACCUAUUUGACAAUAGGACAUUGAUUUUUGAUGUUUGCAGUCUCAUCUCUAUGAUGGGAAGCCCUUCAAUGAUCAUUUCUGUUAAGGUUAAGCCACGUAAUGUAGGGCACAUUCAUUUAAAAUCAUGUAUUGCUAUUAUUUGAAUGUAAAAUCGAAAAUAGUUGUCACAUCUGUUAGGUUGUUUUGAUUUUUUUUUUGGGUGGGUUUAUAUAAAUCUAGAAUGAUAGGAGGGGGAAGAUAUUCGGUUUUGUACAGCCUAUGAUUUUUUGAGAAGGAUGUAAAUUUUGUUGUCUAUCUUCAUUUCAAUGGUUGAUUUAUUUAUUUAUUUUUCAUCUGGGUGAUUCCGGCUACGUGUGUGGCAUUAUUUUGUCAGGAGCACAAUUAUUUGGAGGAAGUAAUAGGAGUUUGGUGUUGGGAAGAUGUGCAGUGGUGAAUAGACAGAUAUUUGAAGAUUGAGGGGUGAGGAGGUGUGGAGAGGGUUCGUUUUUGGGCUUAUCUUUGGGUAUUGGUGUCGUCAAAGUUUAGGAAGAGUUUUGCAACUAUGGCACCUUGAAAUUGAUUUUGUAGGUUCUCGUUGUCCUAUUGUCUAAAAUAACAGUAUUAAUCUGAAUUAGAACAUUUAGUAUAUGUUGUAAUCGUAGCAAUGAAAUGCUUUCUUGUAAACUUGAUUGUUUGAUAGCUCAGUAAUUUAUUUUGUGGUGGGUUGUAUGAUCAAAUUUUUGUAUACAGUUGAGGAUGCAUAAUUUGAUAUCAACUUUUUAGUCUUUAUUAUAUUGUGGUUUCUGCAUAAAUUUGGACAGUAUUGUUAAUCUAGGACUCAAGUUGUUUCCUUGAUGCAGCUGCAUUGUCAUUGCUAGUUUUAUCUUUUCGUAAACAUGUUUUUAUUAUUUUUUUCUUUCUAAGAAUACUUGUUUCAUGUUUGGUCCAUUGAUUGUGUUUAUUACACUUGUUGAUAUAUGUUGACAUUUUUUGUGUGCUUAAGGUUACUUUGUUUUAUUUAUUUUUUAUCCUUGUCUGCAACUUUUAACUUAUAAUGUGCAUUUGAAACUGCUUAUGUUUUUUUGGCGGUAGUUUCUCAUUAGUUUUGUGCUCCUGUUUUUUUAGUGGAUUGUUCUUUAUAUGUGAUGACUUGGUUUUCAGUUAUAGAAAUUAUUAUUGAUUUGAUAAUUUAUGCUGCUAAAGAGAGCACUAUAUUGAAGUGUGUUAUCUUCUUUCUUUUUUCCCCAUCAGUUUUCUUCUACCAUGCAUUACAUGUUUAUUUUAUAUCUAUAGCCUGAACUUGUUAUAGUUUACAUUUUUUUGGCCUUUCGAAGCGAUGGUCUUUGGUGACUAUUAUCUGACUUUAGGGUAAGUCUUUUUCAACCUUAUCGAAUUGUAACUAUGAUUUGUAAUAUGUUAUGUAAGAGUUCUUCGGACAUAAUUUGGUGACAAUUGCAAUGCUUGGUAAAUUAAUAACCUCUAUCGAGUUUCAUCUUCCCCAACUAACAUACAUCUGUUAAACCCAUAUACUACUGUGGCAUUCGAGAGAUUUCCUUUGUUUCUUCCAAUAGUUUUUAUUGAGAGUAAAUUGUGAGUAAUGUCAAAAUUUUAUAUGAAUUAAAAUCCUUCUAUUU